AUGCCUCGUCGGUCUUCCAAACAAAAUCGUAAUGGUGCUAAAAAUAGCACUGGUACAGAAUCCCUUCGUCUUGCUAUCAAAGAUUUUAGUGUUUAUGAUUAUUCACGUUCAUCAAAAGAUUCACCUCAAAAUAAUUUACGAGCAACAUCAAAAUUAACGCGUGAAGGUCGAACUUUAAUGGAUGAACAAGAUUGGUACGAAAAAGAUUUAAGUGAUUUUGAUGAUCCACAAUUGUCUGAUGAAGAACCUGAAGUUCACCAACCCAAUGUUCGAUCAAAACAAAAACAAUGUACAAAAAAAGAUCUAUCUACAAUAGUAAAUACUAAUGAUGGAAGAGAUUAUCCCCUUGAUUUAUGGUUUAUAAUUGCUAUGUAUAUAUCACCUGAAGAUAUUGGUAAAUUUUCAUUAAUUUGUCGAGCAUCAAAUCAUGUUGUAAAUACAGUUUAUUUUUGGAUACGUUUAUUUCGAAAACAUAAUAAAACAGAAGCAAAUAAAAUUGGUCGAAUACUUGUUCAUGAACAUUUAUCAAUAAUUCGUACACAUGUUAUCAAAUCAUUAUAUCAAAUUUAUCCAUUAUUUCAAAAUCGUUUAAAUAAAACUGAUGUUAUACAACAAGAUCCACAUUUUCUUCGUUUAUCACGAUGUGUACGUAUUUGGUAUUCAAAAGGAUCACAAACAACAACACAACGUGACGCAUAUAAUUAUUAUUUUGAAUUUCGUUUUGAUAAUACAAAAGAUUCAAAACAACAAUAUCAACAACAAAUUCAAAUUCAAGCUAUAUCACCAAUUAUUCAAACAAAUAAUCAAUAUAUUAUUAAUAAAGAUUGUUGUAUAUUACAUUUAAUUUGUUCAAAUUUUGUACCAAUUGGUCCAUAUAUGGGAAUGAUUUUAUCCCAAAUAACACUUAAUGUUAGUAGUGAUUAUCGAUAUCAUAAAUUAAAAAUGUGGUUUGAUUCAUCAAGAUUAUGUUUACAAACAUCAAAAAAAUAUAAUGAUUCAGUUGUUAUUAUUGAUCCAAUUUUAUGUUUAAGAGUCUAUAAUUGGUAUAAUAGUCCAGCGAGUUUUGAUUGA
Molecule: messenger RNA, 1071 nt
Organism: Rotaria sordida
Lineage: Eukaryota; Metazoa; Rotifera; Eurotatoria; Philodinida; Philodinidae
Source: the annotation of a GenBank genome assembly